This is a messenger RNA of Melanotaenia boesemani (Boeseman's rainbowfish), 1859 nucleotides long. It is a transcript of the gene saga, whose product is annotated as S-antigen; retina and pineal gland (arrestin) a. Lineage: Eukaryota; Metazoa; Chordata; Actinopteri; Atheriniformes; Melanotaeniidae. The coding region runs from base 118 to 1314 and encodes 398 amino acids. Gene Ontology annotation, cellular component: photoreceptor inner segment; photoreceptor outer segment. Gene Ontology annotation, molecular function: G protein-coupled receptor binding. The transcript has 16 exons. Gene Ontology annotation, biological process: signal transduction; G protein-coupled receptor internalization. The record is from RefSeq and is a predicted model, not a curated record.
UUGGCUGAUGGGGCUGUUUAUAUGGAGCUUCUCUGACCGGCGCUGGUCUCCUCCUCUCAUUCACCACCUCUACAGCACAGGCAGCGCCGAGCAGCUUUUCUUUCAAUCUUCACCAACAUGAGUCCAAAAAAUGUCAUUUUCAAGAAAAUCUGCAAAGAUAAGUCGGUUGGAGUGUAUAUGGGGAAAAGAGACUUUGUGGACCGUGUGGACUCUGUGGAUCCAGUGGAUGGAGUCGUUGUUGUUGAUCCUGAGGCUCUGGAGGGGAGGAAAGUGUUUGUCACCCUAUCCUGCACCUUCCGCUACGGCAGAGACGACAUGGACGUGUUGGGUGUUGCCUUCCGCAGGGAGCUGUACCUGUCCACCCGACAGGUGUACCCGCCCCUGCAGGACCGCGACAAGGGGGUCCACACCAAGAUCCAGGCUAAACUUCUGCGCAAGCUGGGAAACAACGCGUACCCGUUCUUCUUCGAGUUUCCAGAUAACCUGCCUUGCUCAGUGGCCCUCCAACCUGCACCCCAUGAUGUUGGCAAGCAAUGUGCGGUAGAGUUUGAGAUCAAGGCGUUCAGCGCUGAGAGUCAGGACGCAAAAGUACGCAAACGGAGCACGGUGAAGCUGAUGCUCAGGAAGGUCCAAUACGCUCCAGAAAGCCAGGGCGAGGCACCUUCCGUUGAAACCACCAAGGACUUCAUCAUGUCGGACAAGCCGCUGCACGUCAAGGCCAGUCUGGACAAAGAGCUUUACUACCACGGUGAGCCCAUCAAAGUUAAUGUCAGCAUCAAAAACGACUCCAACAAGAACAUCAAGAACGUCAUCAUCUCAGUCGACCAGGUCGCCACGGUGGUGCUGUACUCCAACGACACCUACGUCAAAUGUGUAGACAUUGAGGAGUCCGGGGAUUCAGUUUCGGCCGGAGCGACGCUGCAGAAGGUUUAUAAGAUGCUGCCUCUGCUGGCCAACAACAGGGAGCGGCGGGGCAUCGCUCUGGAUGGCAAACUGAAGCACGAAGACACCAACCUGGCGUCAUCCAGCGUCAUCAAGGAAGGUGUGUUGAAGGAGGUUCUGGGAAUCAUGGUAUCAUACAGAGUCAUGGUGAAGCUCAUCGUUGGCAGCAUGAUGGGAUCGAGCGAGGUCGGCCUGGAAAUUCCUUUCAGACUGAUGCAUCCCAAACCAGAUGCAGUGAGGGACAGUGAGUUGGAGGAGGAAAUGGUGUUCCAAGAGUUCAAGCGCUCCUACCUGAAGGGGAUCGUCGGGGAUGAUGAGGAUGAGGAAGGCAACGUGUCGGGGGGUGACGACAUGGCGCCCAAAGAGAAGUAGAGGGGAGUCAUGGCAGCUGAAAGGUUCAGUCGACUCUGAGUUUGUGGUAGAAAAAGCUGGAACUUAAUUAAACGACCGUCCUGUAAUGUUAUAUGUUUUCUGAAUGAAUUUAAUCUGCUCCCAUCCUCCAGCCUUUCUGUCAGUCUGCAGCUCGACUGGUCGUCAGAUCAACAUGAAAUAGUUUCAGUUACAGGAGAAAAACAUGAUGAGUGAAGCAGAAGUAAGACAACAAGAACUGACAGUCGCAGAACUCUGUUAGCAUUUAGGCUAACAUUUUGCAUACCUCCAGCAACGGUCCUUAAAUUGAGAAAAGUAACCCUUUAAUAUGAUUUGUAUGAUUAUUUGUAGUGCUGUAGUAUUUCUAGUGGCACAGUUAAAAGGCUGAAUCACAUAUGUUCAGAUUAAAAGUAACUUAAACACCUUAGGGGUUGGGGUCAUGUCAUGUCUGUUUUCUACAACAACAUUUUGAUUGUUUUGUGAGCUGCUGUUAUAGUAAAGCUAAAGCUUGAAUGUCUCUAAGAUAAUAAAAGUUUUUCUGUAUUUGA